Messenger RNA from Colletotrichum godetiae, 2049 nucleotides. RefSeq lists its product as uncharacterized. The transcript is spliced from 5 exons. The record is from RefSeq and is a predicted model, not a curated record. Lineage: Eukaryota; Fungi; Ascomycota; Sordariomycetes; Glomerellales; Glomerellaceae. Bases 92 to 1549 code for a protein of 485 amino acids.
GUUCAAGUUGAUCCGUAAAUCAUCUGAUUCCUCUGACGCCAGGAAUAGAUUCGUUCAAAAUCCUGACCCGUAUUGAAUACUUUGCCUUGCCAUGACUAGCUCUAGAGCAGAGCGAGAGGGAUUAGCAGAGGCUAUUUACAAACAUGUGACCUUUCGGCCCUAUUUUGGGGUCGCAAUACGCUCACCGGGUCUGAGAACAUUCAACCUGCAUUUUCAGAUUCCGACCUUCGUCUUGCGGUAUCGCAAGGGAAAUUCUAACGGCGACAGUGGAACAGACGAGAUUCGCCAGUCGAUAGAUCUUUCUUUUCUCUUUCCAUCCACGCGUCGAACUCAUGAUGCGAGCACCCCGCAGUCUCUAGAUGAGCGUCACAUCUCACUGCUAGUGACAGGAUUUGACGAAGCAAGGUGGACGGCCUACUGUUUUGCCGAUUCACACUUGGAUGGCGAAGAAAGCCUCCGGGCUCUCGCCGACUACACGGACAGAGAGUUACUAACAGACCCUGUCUCCUGUGGAAAGUUACCUCUUGGUGCACUGUGGGAUCCAAGAGAAUACUUUCUUGCUAUCUUGCGUAUUCGUCUUAGGCAAUUCGAUAACGAGUGGGCCCGGACGGUACAGUUUCUCGAUCAGGCCAUUGCGAAUCAGCUUUCGCAAGAGAGUGACAGAAGAAUGCGAGGGUCUCCAUUCCAGGACAACAAGCUUGAGUCACAGAUUCGACUGGCCCAUACUGAAGCCUUGAUCACUCAGCUACUUCAUACUAUCUCAGGAACUAUUGAGUCAUGGGAAAGAUUCCAGGAAGAUCAAUUAGACUCUUAUUUCGACGGGUUGCAGACCCGGCCAUCAUUCCCUUUUGAUGCCUGUCGCCAAGACAUGUUAAAGGCAAUCGGAAAUGUCAGGAACUACGAAGAUUCCUUGCACUCGAUGAAAAGCUUGUGUCAAGUCAAGUACUCUCCCACCCCUCAAUAUUCAGUACUACAGACCACCAAGCAUCAAACAGAGCGAAGGAUUCGAAUUCUCACGAGCACAUUCAUGUUAUUCAUGCCACUUUCCCUAAGCGCGUCUAUCAUGAGUACCAAUAUCAUGCCUCUCAGUCGCUCAUGGCCAGUGUUUUUGCUCACGGCGGUGGUCUUUGCCGUGCUAAUGAUGGUUCACGUAUUCAUUGCUACAAUUGGGGUCCGAGUUACUGCACAAAGUAUGAGUACUACUGUCUCGAUCCUCUUCAUGAAUAUGGAGAGACUAUUCUAUGCGAUAAUUAUCUUCUUCAAACGCUUUGCCGGCAAGUUUCGACAGUUCAAGGCAGGGCAGCCUAAGAUAGAUCAGGAUCUUGAAAUCGAAGCCGGCUCUCCGCAUCCAUCGAGGCUCCUUGAGAGACUGGCAUCCCGGAAGAGCGAAUCAUUGGGAGCAGGAAUCAUGCACUUGAUUCGAUCCAAGUUUCAUCGGCAGGAACGCGACGCAGCUAUGGAUCUCAAUCUCCCUCACAGAGGCGAAGCAAGGUCUCAUGGCCCCCAUGACAUCGAACUCAACAACAUUAAAUGUCCUCCAGUACCAUAGAGAAGACUGGACCCGUUCUCUAUUUCAGCUGGUCGCGGCAAACCCACAGAAAAUUCAAGCGAUAUUCUCAAUCUUGUACCUAUAUUACAUCAGCUGCGAACCCUUGCCUAACUUUAGUGACUUGGAUGAGACCGCUGAUUUGGAACAUCGCGUAGUGGUGGAGUCAGGCUGAAUGGGAAAUAUAAAAGCAUAGGUUUGUACAUCACAAUUCUGUUACGACGCCUCAAGAUGGCAAUUUUCAACAUUGUUUGGCUUUCUGCAAUACUUUCUAAUGUUUUAAACCUCUUCUUCUGCUCCCUUCAAGUUCCCUUGCCGCACUGUAAGAUGUCGAUGACUCUUUUAUAUCGGACACCUGAAGUAGAAUUGGGAUAGGUUGACAUUCAGAGAUUGGUUCUUGGUGACUGGAUCACGCUUCUAAGCAAUCGCAGUCUUUUUCCCGGUUGACAAGUCAUCCUUAUGCUAGAUAUGUUAUGAUACUUCUAAGAUCAGACAGGAGUCAG